AUGGCUACCAAACAUCCCCUUCCCACCACCUUCUUAUCCAAUGCACCUACCACUGAUGAGGAACCAACUUCAUUCGCCUCAGCCAACAAAGAUCCCAAAUGGAGAGGAGCAAUGAGUGAAGAGUUUAACGCUCUACUCCGCAAUGGGACAUGGCAGCUAGUUCCAAACCAUCCCUCUAUGAAUUUAGUGGGCAACAAAUGGGUGUAUCGAAUAAAGAGGCAUUCCGAUGGAACCAUCUCUAGAUACAAAGCUCGUCUUGUAGCAAAAGGAUUCCUCCAACGAGAAGGAAUCGACUAUUUUGAUACAUUCAGUCCUGUUGUAAAACCAACUACAAUCAGGAUUGUCCUCUCAAUAGCUGUUUCAUAA
Molecule: messenger RNA, 366 nt
Organism: Telopea speciosissima
Lineage: Eukaryota; Viridiplantae; Streptophyta; Magnoliopsida; Proteales; Proteaceae
Exons: 1
Coding region: 1-366 (121 amino acids)
Source: RefSeq, a predicted model, not a curated record